CCGGGAAAACCAUUGAGAAGCCCCAAACGACUGGCCUGAGCGGAGGCGGGGACUAGAGCGGCCGCCCGCACCACUCGCUUCAGACGUACGACGACCGCGGCCCGGGGGCUCUGACUGGUCGAAGCGGCGGCACUUUCUCCGUGGCCCCGGAAGGACAUAAAGCGGAAGGCGGGAGAAAGAAGCAGCCGGCAGGCGGAGGCAGUCCGAAGGGGGCGGUUGCGUGCGAGCCCGACGCCCAUAGCCCACUGAGCUUCUUCACGCCGGCUCUCGCGGCUCUGAGCUCACCCGGCGGCCCGGCCUCUUCUGCGCUUCCGGGAGCCGUGGCGAGCGACUGCGCCUGCGUGCCGGCGCAUCCGCGCGCUUCGCAGCUGCCCUCGCGCCGGCCAGCGCCGGACAGUUCCUGCGGCGCUUACCGCCUGGCCUCUGGGCUCCGCGGCGCACCGUAGGGCGGCAUGUCGCGGCGGCGGCACAGCGACGAAAACGACGGUGGGCAGCCUCACAAAAGGAGAAAGACCUCUGAUGCAAAUGAAACUGAAGAUCAUUUGGAAUCUUUAAUAUGCAAAGUAGGAGAAAAGAGUGCCUGCUCUUUGGAGAGCAACCUAGAAGGCUUGGCUGGGGUUUUGGAAGCUGAUCUUCCUAACUACAAGAGCAAGAUCUUAAGGCUUCUUUGUACAGUUGCACGUCUGUUACCUGAGAAGUUGACAAUUUAUACAACAUUAGUUGGACUACUGAAUGCCAGGAAUUACAACUUUGGCGGAGAAUUUGUAGAAGCCAUGAUUCGUCAACUUAAAGAAUCAUUGAAAGCAAACAAUUAUAAUGAAGCCGUAUAUUUGGUUCGUUUUUUAUCUGAUCUUGUGAAUUGUCACGUGAUUGCUGCCCCAUCAAUGGUUGCUAUGUUUGAAAAUUUUGUAAGUGUAACUCAGGAAGAAGAUGUGCCUCAGGUGCGGCGAGAUUGGUAUGUGUAUGCAUUUCUGUCAUCUUUGCCCUGGGUUGGAAAGGAGUUGUACGAAAAGAAAGAUGCAGAGAUGGACCGCAUCUUUGCCAACACUGAAAGCUAUCUUAAAAGACGCCAGAAGACUCAUGUACCCAUGUUACAGGUAUGGACUGCUGAUAAACCACAUCCACAAGAAGAGUAUUUAGAUUGCCUGUGGGCCCAGAUUCAGAAAUUGAAAAAGGAUCGCUGGCAGGAACGGCACAUCCUAAGACCUUAUCUUGCCUUUGACAGCAUCCUGUGUGAAGCACUGCAGCAUAAUCUGCCUCCUUUUACACCACCUCCUCACACUGAAGAUUCAGUGUACCCAAUGCCAAGGGUCAUCUUCAGAAUGUUUGAUUACACAGAUGAUCCUGAGGGUCCUGUUAUGCCAGGGAGUCAUUCAGUGGAAAGAUUUGUAAUAGAAGAGAAUCUUCACUGCAUCAUUAAGUCCCACUGGAAGGAAAGGAAGACUUGUGCUGCACAGUUAGUGAGCUAUCCAGGGAAGAACAAGAUCCCCUUGAACUACCACAUAGUUGAGGUGAUCUUUGCAGAGCUGUUUCAACUUCCAGCACCUCCUCACAUUGAUGUGAUGUACACAACACUUCUCAUUGAACUGUGCAAACUUCAGCCUGGCUCUCUACCCCAAGUUCUUGCACAGGCAACGGAAAUGCUAUACAUGCGUUUGGACACAAUGAAUACCACCUGUGUAGACAGGUUUAUUAAUUGGUUUUCUCAUCAUCUAAGUAACUUCCAGUUCCGUUGGAGCUGGGAAGAUUGGUCAGAUUGUCUUAGUCAAGAUCCCGAAAGUCCCAAACCAAAGUUUGUAAGAGAAGUUCUAGAAAAAUGUAUGAGGUUGUCUUACCAUCAGCGUAUAUUAGAUAUUGUUCCUCCUACCUUCUCAGCUCUAUGUCCUGCAAACCCAACCUGCAUUUACAAGUAUGGAGAUGAAAGCAGCAAUUCUCUUCCUGGACAUUCUGUUGCCCUCUGUUUAGCUGUUGCCUUUAAAAGUAAGGCAACCAAUGAUGAAAUCUUCAGCAUUCUGAAAGAUGUACCAAAUCCUAACCAGGAUGAUGAUGACGAUGAAGGAUUCAGUUUUAACCCAUUGAAAAUAGAGGUCUUUGUACAGACUCUGCUACAUUUGGCAGCCAAAUCAUUCAGCCACUCCUUUAGUGCUCUUGCAAAGUUUCAUGAAGUCUUCAAAACCUUAGCUGAAAGUGAUGAAGGAAAGUUACAUGUGCUAAGAGUUAUGUUUGAGGUCUGGAGGAACCAUCCACAGAUGAUUGCUGUGCUAGUGGAUAAGAUGAUUCGUACACAAAUAGUUGAUUGUGCUGCAGUAGCAAAUUGGAUCUUCUCUUCAGAACUAUCUCGUGACUUUACCAGAUUGUUUGUUUGGGAAAUCUUGCACUCUACAAUUCGUAAGAUGAACAAACAUGUCUUGAAGAUCCAGAAAGAGCUAGAAGAAGCUAAAGAGAAACUUGCAAGGCAACACAAACGGCGAAGUGAUGAUGAUGACAGAAGCAGUGAUAGGAAAGAUGGGGCUCUUGAGGAACAAAUAGAAAGACUUCAGGAAAAAGUGGAAUCUGCUCAGAGUGAACAAAAGAAUCUCUUCCUCGUCAUAUUUCAGCGGUUUAUCAUGAUCUUGACUGAGCACUUAGUACGAUGCGAAACUGAUGGGACCAGUGUAUUAACACCAUGGUAUAAGAACUGUAUAGAGAGGCUGCAGCAGAUCUUCCUACAGCAUCACCAGAUAAUCCAGCAGUACAUGGUGACCCUGGAGAACCUUCUCUUCACUGCUGAAUUAGACCCUCAUAUCUUGGCCGUGUUCCAGCAGUUCUGUGCCCUGCAGGCCUAAGGGUCAUUUUUCCCCUCAUGUCAAGAUUUUUUUUUUAAUAUCUUAAAAUAAUUUCUUAUUUUUUGAUGGUUUGAAUGCUUGCUUUCUUGUAGUAUCCUUUCACUUCUUAAAGGAAAAAAAGGAAAAGAGGGCAGUGAAUAACAUGGCAUUACUUUUAAUUGCCCUGAAAAGCAAAUACUUCCUACGACAGUAAUGUGACGAUGACCAUGAUGUAUUCUAUAUGUGACAGAUACGACUUUUCUGUGAUCGGUUUGGUAUUUUUUUCUUAAGGCACAAAAUAACUGGUGUGAGGUAUGUGAAACAGUAGAGGUCAACCUUACAUAGUAUAUAGAACUGAUGGGUUUACUCAGUAGUAUAACUUUUCACAGCUUGGGGAUAACAUGGCUGAAAUAAAACUAAAAGUAUGGUUUUUAAA
This is a messenger RNA of Cebus imitator (Panamanian white-faced capuchin), 3240 nucleotides long. RefSeq names its product nuclear cap binding protein subunit 1 (gene NCBP1). Gene Ontology annotation, biological process: regulation of mRNA processing; mRNA export from nucleus; nuclear-transcribed mRNA catabolic process, nonsense-mediated decay. NCBI's taxonomy places the organism in Eukaryota, Metazoa, Chordata, Mammalia, Primates, Cebidae. The coding region runs from base 453 to 2825 and encodes 790 amino acids. Gene Ontology annotation, cellular component: nuclear cap binding complex; nucleus. The record is from RefSeq and is a predicted model, not a curated record. The transcript has 23 exons. Gene Ontology annotation, molecular function: protein binding; mRNA binding; RNA cap binding.